Molecule: messenger RNA, 951 nt
Organism: Ahaetulla prasina
Lineage: Eukaryota; Metazoa; Chordata; Lepidosauria; Squamata; Colubridae
Product: olfactory receptor 6E1-like
Exons: 2
Coding region: 1-951 (316 amino acids)
Biological process (GO): G protein-coupled receptor signaling pathway
Cellular component (GO): membrane
Molecular function (GO): G protein-coupled receptor activity; olfactory receptor activity
Source: RefSeq, a predicted model, not a curated record
AUGACAAACUGGACCACAGUAAGGGAAUUCAUAUUGUUGGGGCUGACUGAUAAUUUCCCCCUUGAAGUUAGCCUUUUUCUCCUCCUGUUUGGGAUUUAUCUUUUGACUUUAAUAGGAAACGCGGUGAUUAUCAUUAUCACCCAGGUGAAUGUUCAACUUUGCAGCCCAAUUUACUUCUUCCUCCGACAUUUGGCAUGGGUAGAUAUUGGGUAUAUGAGUACUGUAAUUCCCAAAGCGCUGGUCAGCAUAGCUACUGGUAGUAAGAGCAUCUCUUUAGCUGGUUGCUUCAUACAGAUAUUUCUUUAUUUGGUCCUUGGUUCCACUGAAUUCUUUCUACUGGCCGCAAUGUCUGUUGAUCGAUACAUAGCCAUCUGCAACCCUCUUCACUACCCAACCAUCAUGAAUAACCGAGUCUGCUCAUUAUUGGUAUUGUGUUGCUUGGCAGGGGGGAUAUCAAUAAUUCUAGUUGUAUGCAUUCCUUUAUUUCUGAUGCCCUUUUGUGGUCCCAACGUCAUGAAUCAUUUCUUUUGUGACAAUGGACCCCUAAUGAAAUGUGUUGACACCAGCUUCCUAGAAAUGAUCGAUUUUGUAGUUGCCGUAUUCUUUCUGCUUGGGACCUUAAGUGUCAACAUCGGGUCUUACGUCAAAAUCGUUUCCACCAUUCUGCACAUCCCAUCCACCAGAGGGAGGAAGAAGACCUUCUCCACUUGUGUUUCUCACUUGACCGUGGUCACCAUCGCUUACAGCGGUUGCAUUUUCACGUACAUCAGGCUGAAAGGCACCAGUGGAUUGGACUACAACAAAACGGUGGCUCUUCUGAACACUGUUAUGGCGCCUCUUCUCAUCCCGAUUAUAUAUUGUUUGAGGAACAGACAAGUGCAAGAUGCUUUGAAGGCUGAACUGAGGCAAAGGGUCGGUUUGGCAAAAAAAAUUGAGGCUCUUUUCUACUGA